CAGUUUGGAUGCAGAAGCCAAGCCGGCUUCAUCCUAGCACGGGUGGGAGAAACACUCGAUUGUGUUAUUUUUGUUUUUUACUUUGUUCUAUAAAUUGACUGUAUCAGUGAUAAAUAAUAAGAAUAAGUUAAUAAAUAAAAUACUAUCAAAAUAAUAGUUUUAAGAUGAGGUGGUUGCUGCUGCUAUGCUUUGGAGUAAUCCAAAGCAUAAAUGCAGAAAUUUUAACUCCUCCUUACUUCAAUUUGGCUGAAGGAAAAGAAAUUAUUGCCUCGGCAACGUGUGGUGUCGAUACUCCUGGUCCUGAAUUGUACUGUCAGCUUGUGGGUGCUAGUUCUGAUCAAGACGAGGAUGUCAAUCUUAUUCAAGGACAAGUUUGCGAUGUCUGUGAUCCUACCGUGCCGGGAAAAAAUCACCCCCCGGAGCAUGCAGUCGAUGGAAUGGAAACCUGGUGGCAAUCACCGCCGCUAUCUAGAGGAAUGAAGUACAAUGAAGUUAAUUUGACAAUAAACUUGGGCCAGGAAUUCCACGUAGCAUAUGUGUACAUACGUAUGGGAAAUUCUCCACGUCCCGGUUUGUGGGUGUUAGAAAAGUCGAAAGAUUACGGCAAAACCUGGCAGCCGUGGCAAUAUUUCUCCGACUCAGCAAGCGAUUGUAUUACAUACUUCGGCGUAGACAGCAGAAUGCCGAUUUCACGUGACGACAGUGUGAUAUGUACGACUGAGUACUCGAAAAUCGUGCCAUUGGAAGGCGGAGAAAUACCUAUUUCUAUCUUGAACAACCGUCCAUCUGCAUCUCACUACUUCAAUUCUACUCCCCUUCAAGAAUGGACCCGCGCUACCAACGUCAGGUUCCGAUUUCUCAGGACCAAAAAUCUUCUUGGACACUUGAUGUCCGUCGCUCGCCAGGAUCCUACUGUAACAAGAAGAUACUUUUACUCGAUAAAAGACAUCAGUAUUGGUGGUCGUUGUAUGUGUAAUGGUCAUGCUGCGACUUGCGAUAUCCGCGACCCAAAGCAGCCGAAAAAAUUGGAAUGUAUUUGCCAGCACAACACAUAUGGUCCUCAGUGUGCUUCAUGUUUGCCAGGAUUUCAGCAGAAAAAAUGGCAAAUUUCUACAGCAUUUAAGAAGUUUACUUGUGAACCGUGUAAUUGUUUUGGACAUUCAACCGAGUGUAUUUACGACUCCGAAGUGGAUGAAAAGCACUUGUCUCUGGACAUUCAUGGCGUUUACGAAGGUGGUGGAGUUUGUCAAAAUUGUGCGCAUAAUACCCAAGGAAUAAAUUGUAAUCAAUGUAAACCCAAAUACUUCAGACCCGAAGGAAAACCAUUGAAUGCUACGGAUGUUUGUCAACGAUGUGACUGCGACUUUUUCUACUCGACUGGAAACUGCGCCGAGUCGACGGGCAAAUGUGAAUGUCGGCAAGAAUUCACAGCUCCUGAUUGUGAUUCUUGUGCGUACGGAUACUUCGGAUAUCCAAAUUGCCGCCCGUGUGAAUGUCACCUGGGUGGAACAGACGGUUAUCACUGUGAAGCUAUUGAAGGAAGUUGUCCGUGUAAAGAAAAUUAUGCUGGAGCUUAUUGUAAUCUUUGCGCUGAAGGAUAUUACAAAUUUCCUGAAUGUUUACCCUGUGAAUGUAACUCACAAGGAUCUCUUGAUGAUGUUUGUGAUGUGGUGAGUGGCAACUGUACAUGUAAGAACAACUACGGAGGCAGAACUUGUGAUAUUUGUGAAGAUGGGUAUUACAAUUAUCCAGUUUGUACUUACUGUAAUUGUGAUGCGCGAGGAACUGAGCCCCAAGUAUGUAACAAAAGGGACGGUAGUUGUCUCUGUAAAGAAGGCUACGGUGGAGCAAGAUGUGACCAAUGUAUCAAAGGUUACUAUGGAUAUCCAAAUUGCAGACCAUGUAAUUGUAGCUCCGUCGGUUCUUCUUCAAUAAGUUGUGAUGCCAAUGGUAAAUGCUCUUGUCUUGGUAAUUUUGCUGGACGAGCUUGCGAUCAAUGUAGUCCUGGUUACUUUAUGUAUCCCGAUUGUAUCAGCUGUAAUUGCGAUAGCCAUGGAUCCAUUGGAGUGUCUUGUAACUCUGAAGGCAAAUGUCAGUGUAACGAGAACUUUGACGGACUGCAAUGUGACCAAUGUAAAGAAGGCUUCUACAAUUUCCCACGAUGCGAGGGAUGUAAUUGUGAUCCCGCUGGUGUUCCUAAGUCUUUCACAGGAUGUGGGUCAUUGCCAGCCGGUGAGUUGUGUCAGUGCAAAGACCGGGUCCAAGGAAGAAUUUGUAAUCAGUGCAAGCCACUCUUCUGGAACCUGCAACAAGCCAAUCCUGAUGGAUGCGAAGACUGCAAGUGUAACGUUCCUGGUGUUAUUGGAGGUAUCGGUGAAUGUGACACGAAAUCUGGUCAAUGUAUUUGCAAACCAGGCGUAACAAGUCGCGCGUGUAACCUAUGUGUUGACGGGACUUAUAAUUUGGAUGACUCGAAUCUCUUUGGAUGUUCUGUUUGCGCUUGCGACAUUGGUGGAUCUAUAAGCUCAAUUUGUGACAAGAGAACCGGACAAUGUCCUUGCCAGCCACGAGUCACCGGUCAAACUUGUACAGAACCCCUGAAAGCUCACUACUUCCCAACACUCCACCAAUUCCAGUACGAAGUUGAGGAUGGCCGAACGCCCAGCAACAGUCCCGUAAGAUACGGUUUCACCGAAGACGCCUUCCCCGGGUACAGUUGGAAAGGAUACGCCGUAUUCUCAGCCCUUCAGAAUGAAAUAAUCCAGCGUGUCUACAUCUCUAAGCCUUCUUUGUACCGCAUGGUUCUAAGAUUCGUAAACAAAAAUUCCGAACCCGUGUUAGGAACCAUAAAAAUCACACCAGACAAUCCUCAAGAAAUUGAACAGACCUUCAAAGUCCAGCUGAAGCCGACUAACGAUCCAGCAUUUGUCACUGUCGCUGGUGUUCAUGGAAACUUGCCCGCGACUAUGGUGAUGAAUCCUGGGUACUGGUCAAUAUCCAUUGCUACUGAGAAGAACUUGUUCCUUGAUUACUUCGUACUUUUACCUGCCGAGUACUACGAAGCCACAAUUUUAACCCAAGAUGUCGAUUUGCCCUGCGAAGUUGGUCAGAAGAGUCUCUGUCGUCACUACGACUACCCAAACCUCAACUACUUUGACUCAGUUCAUGGCUCUGGGGGCUUUUUGAACACCGAAUCAGGGAGAUUUCCUCUCACUGAAUAUUUCACAGACCACGACGUCCUCAACGAGAUUAACCAGGACGAAAUCCCUCUAAUCAACGAACAGCAGAAGCGAAUCCUCUUUGAAUUCCGUGUCUCCAAACCUGGAUCGUACAUUCUCCUGGUGACCUACGUCACCGCGCGAAAAGACACUUCAACCUCGACGCUGCUCAUUGAAGUAAACGGAAGCCCCCAGGGUAAGGCCACCAUCCAUCCUUGCAAAUACACCAGUAUUUGCCGUCAAGUCGUCACGGACAGACACGGAAAAAUAGGAGUUACUAAUUUCGCUGAUAAUUAUGCUACUUUGGUGCUAACUGGUGAACCGAACUCGAAUAUUGCCGUUGAUUCAGUGGUUGCUAUUCCUUAUGAGCGAUGGUCGCUGGACUACAUAAAACCCAAGUCAGUCUGCGUGAGGAAGAAUGGAAAGUGCGUCCAAGGAAUAUUCCCCGGAGGCGCUGAUGCGAAAAAAGUCGAAUUCGAAGCGAAUGUUGAGGGUACAGAAAUUGACAAUCGUCCGCCGGGAAUUUUUGAUAAUACGACUAAGCUUAUUUACUUGGACCAGAACAACUCUCUAAUUGACAUCAGAACAAAAGUUCCCGCGCCUGGAGAGUACGUGUUUGUUAUUCAGUACUACCAACCUGAUAAUCCGGAAUUUGAGCUGGAAGUUCUUGUACAGAAUGGUAAAUUUUACGAGUCAAAAGUUGCUGUACCGCAUUGUCCGAGUAACAGCGGGUGUCGCAGUAUUAUCAAGCAGCAGGAUGGUAACUUCAAGUUUCAGUUGAUAGAAAACGUUGUAAUAAGUUUUAAAAAUCCAGGAUAUGGUACAUGGCUUGAUUAUUUGCUGAUAAUACCAGCAGAGCAGUAUGAUGAUAAAGUCCUGAAGAAGAUUCAAUUUGACCAGACUAAGGAGUUCAUCCAAAGGUGUGGAAAUAAUCACUUCCACAUAAACACAAUAGAUGAUGGUUUCUGUCGAGAUUCAAUAUUUUCACUGACUGCGAAUUACAACAACGGAGCGCUGCCUUGUCACUGCAGUGCCCACGGAACGACGAGCUUCGAGUGCGACAAAUUUGGCGGACAGUGUCCUUGCAAGCCUAACAUCAUUGGACGGCGCUGCGAAAUCUGUAAGACGGGAUUCUACGGGUACCCGAAUUGUAGACCGUGUAAUUGCCCGAUAACUGCGAUUUGCGAACCAGAGAGAGGAGAGUGUAUCUGUCCAUCAAGAGUAAUUGGAGAGAGGUGUGAUCAGUGUGAGGAAGGCUCUUAUGGAUUCCAUCCGAUUAUCGGGUGUGAAGAGUGCAAUUGCUCGCCUGCGGGAGUUCUCAAUAGAGAUAGGCAGUGUGAUUUGCUGAAUGGAACUUGCAAAUGUAAAGAAAAUGUCGUGGGACGUCAGUGUGACAAAUGUCAGAACGGGUAUGCCCAGUUUCCAUACUGCGAAGCUUGUGACUGUGAUUUUAAAGGAACCACUGCUGAAAUUUGCGAUCAGUACACUGCGGAAUGUUACUGCAAAGCGAAUGUUCAGGGCUCUGCGUGCGAUAUUUGUAAAGAAGGAACAUUCAACUUGCAAGCUGAGAACGAUCAAGGAUGCAGUAAGUGUUUCUGCUUUGGAAAGACCACCAGGUGCGAUUCCGCUAAUCUUUACAGGGCUUACGAGUACAAUAUGAUUGACUGGGACGUGGCGGUGAUCCAGGAAAAGACGGGGGUGGUUAAUAUCCUGUCGACGAUUCCUCAAGAGUACAAUGAGACCUCGAUUAUCGUUACUUUGACCAACAAUAAUGAAACUUCUGGUAAUACCGUGUACUUUUCGGCUCCGGGUAAUUAUCUGGGGAAGAAAUUGACUUCCUAUGGUGGAACGUUGAAUUACACUGUGUAUUACAGUACGGGUCCGUUUGGAAAAGCUGUUGCGGGACCUGAUGUCAUCCUGAUGGGCAGCGAUAAUGUCUUGUACCAUUAUGCCGAGGAACAGCCACCAUCAUUUGCGAACUUUGAAGCCUCGGUAGCGCUGGUAGAGUCUAAUUUCAUCACGCAAGGAAAUGUCGAAGCGACGAGAGAGCAGAUGCUAGUGACGCUGGAAAAUUUGAAGGGUAUAUUUAUUAGAGGUACUUACUGGGAGCCAAGUAUUGCCAUGACCUUGUCCCAAGUAUCGAUGGAUACCACUACGGAUACAUAUGUGCCUGGAAGCGAGCAGGCGAGUAGUGUUGAGCAGUGUCAAUGUCCGCCCAAUUAUCAAGGUCUAUCUUGUGAAGAAUGUGCUCCAGGGUACUAUCGGGUUGAGUCAGGACCUUAUGGUGGGUCUUGUGUUCGCUGCCAGUGCAAUGGGCACGCUGAUACUUGUGAUGUUAAAACUGGAAUCUGUUAUGAUUGUAAAAACGGAACAACCGGCGACCAUUGUGAAUACUGUGAACAAGGAUACUACGGAAACGCAACAAUUGGAACCCCAACUGACUGUCUAAUCUGCGCCUGUCCUCUACCUCUUGCUUCCAACAACUUCGCGACAGGUUGCGAGGUAAAUGAAGCAGGAAAUAAAAUCAGCUGUGACUGUCUUCCUGGUUACUACGGAGCCCGGUGUGAAUCUUGCGCAGCAGGAUUCUACGGCGACCCCAACAUCGAGGGUGAAUUCUGCAAACCGUGUGAGUGUUCCGGGAACAUCGACACCAACGACUUAAGUUCCUGCGACUCUAUAACUGGUGAGUGUCUUCACUGUUUGAACAACACCUACGGCGAGGCCUGCAAUCUCUGUGCUCCCGGGUUUUUCGGAGACGCUGUUGAGCGUAAAGACUGUCAAACAUGUAACUGCGAGGCUUGCGGAAUGGAACACUGUGACAGCUACAACGGACUCUGUCAAUGUCGACUUAACGUAAUUGGUUCUAGAUGUGACCGCUGCGCAGAAAACCACUUUGGAUUUGACUCUUGUAACGGUUGUCAAGCCUGUGAUUGCGACGUCGCUUCAGAUUACGCCCAGUGCGACCUCACUUCAGGCCAAUGUAAAUGCAAGCCCGGUGUCACUGGUCGUAGAUGCGACCGCUGUAUUGCCGGUUUCUGGAACUACGGACCAGAAGGGUGCACUUCUUGUAAUUGUAACACCGGGUACUCGAUUGGAGCUUCCUGUAACACAACAACUGGUCAGUGUUCCUGUUUGCCUGGAGUUAUUGGAGAAAAAUGUGACCACUGUCCUCACCGGUGGGUUUUGAAAGAAGGUGACGGCUGCUAUGAAUGCGACUCUUGCAUCGAUGAUCUUUUGGACGUCACCGAUCGACUCGAGCAUGAUCUUUCUCCGGUAGCUCAAGAGUUCAACACCGUCGCCGAGAGCUACUUCACCAAUCAACGUCUCAAGUUUGUGAAUGACAGCGUAAACGAGUUGUACCCGGAUGUUCAGCUGCUAGAUUCAAGUCGCAUUGAUUUCGUUCCUCUGCAUCAGGAUAUUGCGAAACUGGAACAAGAAGCGGCCUCCCAGAAGCGCCAGGUUGAGUAUAUCGUUGAUGACAGCUUGACGUGGAAAGAUGGCGCUGAGAAAACUCUUGUUGACAUGAAUAAUUUGGAAACUGAUGUAAGGAAGGAGAUAGACUCGGUCAACUCGAUUAUUUCUGAAGUACAGUCUCUGGCGACUAACAUCGGCCAAGGCGCGGCUGCUAAAGUUGAUAGCGCGCUCAAGGAAGCUAAUGAAAUUUUGAAUAAGAUUAAAAAUGUAUCCUUUGUCAACUUCAGAGACAAAGCGAUUGACCAGGCUGAUCAGGCUAAUGGUCUGGUGUCUGAUAUGACUGAGUACAACUUCCCGGUUAGUAAUUUGACCUCCGCUGCUGGAAAACUGGGGGAAAAAAUUCAAAACUUUAGUAGAAAGGUUGAUGACUUUUAUGUUAUUAUUGACAAAGCUGAGGAAUUUACUUACGCAGCUGAAAAAUUGAUUGAUGACAACAAGAGGUCCAAGGAGUUUGGUAACUUUGAUUUGUUGAAGAAUGCUACUACUGAGAGCCAAGAUGAUAUUGCGACAGGAGAAACUUUGAAUAGAAAUGCUACUAGUUAUUUGAAUGAAGCUGAUAUUAAUUUUUCAAGUCUAAAAGAAUUAGUGUCAAGAAAUCAAGAAGCGUACUUGCAACUAAACAACACAUUGAAUCAAAAUGACAAUGACUUAUUAGACAUAAUAGACCUGGUCGGAAGAGCAGAUGAGCAUGCAGAGAAUCUCUACGAGCUAUCAGUUCAAUUGGACGACAGUUUAUCAGUUACCCGUAACACAAGUGCAGUAAGAGCAGUAUCAGCUUACCGCGAUAUUGAGCGUGCAAUUCAGGAAGCACGUGAAGCAGCUUACGAAGCUUUACAAGCCGCAAACAACGCAACCACGCUUUCGAAUGGUGUUGACACGAAAACCAUCGAGACUCUCGAUCGGUCCUCGGAGUUGAUGUCACUCGCGGAAUCCGCGCUGACAGCCACUGAGCAAAAACUCGAGGCUGACUUGGACCAAGCUCAGCAGUUCAACAACAAUCUCGCCAAGCAGAACAAAAAGAACACAGAGGCCUUGGAUCGCAUCAACAACACCUUAAAUCAGCUGGCGCUGAGUUUUGGUUCGCCAACUGACGACGUCACCGAAGAGGCCAAUGAGAUUGAGCUAAUGAUCAACAAUGCGAUGGAUCGUAUGAGUGGUGUCGUUAAUAAAAUUCCCAAUGAUCUUAAAGAUUCUAAGAAUUUGACGAAAGACACAACUGAUUCAAUCCGCGACGUUUCCCAGGCCAAGAAGCAGCUGGAUUCAGUCAGUAAAGUUCUUCCCGACAUGGCGAACUUGCUGAGCAAGUUAGGAGAGACUCAGAAAAAUAUCGACGUGGUAGGCAGCGAUCUGAAAGAUAAAAUAGAAGCUUUGAAAAGAAGAAUCUCGAAUGCGCGAGAACUCGCGGAUAGAUUUAAAAUCGGUGUGACCUUCUAUCGGAACACAACUCUUCAACUAAAGAACCCUGAGAGUUUGCCGCUACUAGCAACGUCUACUAAAUUAUCUCUCUACUUUAGAACCGACAAGGCAAACGGAUUUUUAUUGUACCUCGGAAACGAGGACAGAGGAAAGGUAACGCGACAAAAGACCCACGAUUUCUUGACUCUGAUGAUCGAAGGUGGGUAUCCGGUGCUGAUCAUUGACUUGGGUUCCGACCCGGUUAAAAUCAUCAACAAGAAAUACGUAUCAGACAAUGUAUGGCGACAGAUAAUUGUUGACAGAACGGGCAAAAACGUGAAGCUAAUCGUCCGCGAAGACAUCGGCGAAGGAAAAGACGACUCUUAUGUUGAGGAACAAGUUGUUCCUGGUACUUACUCGAUAUUCAAUUUAGACCAGGAUCACUCAAAACUGUUUGUCGGUGGUUACCCAACGUCCUUCCAGACUCCAGAUGCUGUGACUGCGUCUUCCUUUGAAGGACAAAUGGAGGAUCUGGUCAUUGGAGACAUUCCUGUGUCCUUCUGGAACUUUAUAAAGGGCGAAAAUAACCGCGAGGGAGCUAUGGAACGUGACAAACUUAUAGACUUCACCCCCAGCACGGGGUUGAGAUUCGACAGGAAUGGAUUCGCAGUUCUAAGUAUGAAGACCUCGCAGAUACGUCACGAUCCUUCGAAAUUCAGCUUGAAAAUGAACUUUAAGACCUUCGCGGAAGAUGGUCUGAUGUAUCUGAUGGGCAAGAGCAAGCAUUUCCUCGCUCUGGAGAUGAAAAACGGGCAGGUGUUGUACCAAUUUGACUUGGGUGACGGUCCAGUGUCUUUGAUGUCCCAGCAGAAGUACAACGACGGACAGUGGCACUCUCUAGAGGCUCGCAGACUCGAAGGAAUCGGGUUGAUGGAGAUCGACGGUAUUAUGGUAGCUAAAAACGACCUACAGGGCAGCGGAAAGACCCUGGGGGCUAAUGAUCAUAUUUAUGUCGGAGGUUAUCCGCCAAAUAUACGACACCCGUAUAAAUCUGUGUCUAAUGUCGGUUUUGAGGGCUGUAUUGAUGAAGUUGUUAUUUUGGACACCUCGGUAGACCUCAGCAGAAAUUCUCAGGCGUUCGGUGUCAUGCCUGGAUGUCCUGUACGAUUUGCGAGCUUAGUGUCUUUCGAAAAUGACUCAUCUGGUUAUGUGAAAUGGCAGAACGUCACAGCAGACUCGAUGCUGCAAGUUAAUCUCAAGUUCAAGACCACUGCUGACAAUGGUCUCAUUUUCUACGUGACCGACCCCGAGCAGACGGCGAGUAGCACGCUUUCGAUUGAAGACGGAGUCUUGGUGUUCAAGAGUCAAGGUGAGGAGGUAAGAAGUAGCACAGCUGGCAGUAAAUUCAAUGACAACGAGUGGCAUGUUGUCACUGCUACGCAUGAUGAAAACGCCCUGAGAAUAGACAUUGAUGAUGUAGAUAAUUUCGUAACAGAGUACCCACCACCUCCUUUGAAUAUUCAAAAGGGUAAUUUGUACAUCGGAGGAUUACCCAAUGCGGGAGGUACGUUUGUAGGGUGCAUUGGUGAUGCGACACUCAACGGAGAGAUCAUAAACUUUGCGAACACAAAGGAACGGCCGAACGCGCUGCUCGGUAGGUGUCAAGGUGGUGAAACUCCUGCGCAUACGCCGACUGAGAGUGACAUUGGCGCCUGGCCACCUCCGAUCGUCACUGGAUUGCCGGAAACAAUAACAAUGAUGUCAACUAACAGCAAUAUUAUUGACGUAGAGGUGGAUACUAUAGAACCAGAUCAUGUUGACAGGGAGGGAAGAGUUACCUUCCCUCCGUUGACUGAAGCUCCUACGUUCACUGAAGAACCGGAGGAACCAGAGGAACCAAGAACGCCUGAGAAUGAAGUGGUUGACCCGACGACUCAAGCUCCACCUUACACGGUUGACUCUUGCAAGCUGCCGUACAUGCCUAUGAGAGAUCCCGAGAGCGAGAGUGGCUGGAGGUUCGGAACUGCUAGGUACAGCAGGCUCGAGUAUGGCUCGCUGAAUGGCAGGUACAAGAAUGAUUAUGAUCUUCAGAUUGAUCUCAAGACCGCCGCAGAUGAAGGAGUUAUUUUCUAUAGCUCCGCGCUGACUAAGAACCAUUUCAUCGCGGUUUAUAUUCAAGGUGGUAGAGUUCACUACUCGUUUGAUUGCGGUACCGGGCCCGCUUGGCUCAAGAGUGAGAUUAAAAUUAAUGACAAUCAGUGGCAUACUAUUAACUUCAAAAGAAGUGGUAAUUUCGGCGAGCUUAUUGUUGAUAAAAACAUACCAGUAGCAGAGUACUCGCAAGGUGGAGCUGUUACUAUGGAUGUCAAUCCGCCGUUCUAUGUCGGUGGAAUACUGCCUGAAUUGUCUGCCAAUGUUCUGGCUAAUAUUGGAACUAAUAAGACAUUCAAUGGAUGUCUCAGGAACUUUGAGAUGAAUGGCCAGCCAGUUGGUAAACCUGAAGAAACUGUCGGCGUAAUUCCGUGUUCGAAUCGGGUCGAGUCUGGCAUAUUCUUCUAUCCAGGAAACGGCAGCAAUUUAUUCCGUGCGAUGGAUAAAUUUAGUGUCGGGCGGAGUGUUGAUAUUCAAAUGGACAUAAAGCCGAGAUCGGCAUCUGGACAUCUGUUAUCCGUACACGGAAAACGUCAUUUCUUGUUACUAGAAAUGGUUAAUGGUACCAUCAGGUUCCUCAUGAAGACAACGAAGGGUCCUAUUGAGACUUCCUUUGAACCAAAAAUGCCUAAUUCAUUGUGUGAUGGCAAUUGGCACAUCAUUAGAGCUGUCAAGCACAAAAAUGCAGUACUACUAUCAGUAGAUCAUGCAGAUCAGAGAGCGGCUCUACCGAGUACAGCAAACAAAAAUCCCGCUAAUGUUGUUACGAAACAUCCAGUAUUUAUUGGUGGGCAUCCUCAGCUCGGAAAACGUUUACAGGGCAGCGUAUCUCAGUCACAAUACGUCGGGUGUAUUAAAAAUAUAGUUAUUAAUUCAAAUGAAAUUACUUUAGAUCCAGAGCGUGCCUUUGGACACGUAACAACUGGUAUAUGUCCGAUUAUUUAAUUUACAAAAGCCCAAAAUAUAUUAAAAAUAUAUAUAAGAUUUUUUACAAGUCAAUAAAAAUAAUUUUUUACUAAUGUUGUUAGUCUGAAAA
This is a messenger RNA of Cotesia glomerata, 11274 nucleotides long. It is a transcript of the gene LanA, whose product is annotated as laminin subunit alpha. The record is from RefSeq and is a predicted model, not a curated record. NCBI's taxonomy places the organism in Eukaryota, Metazoa, Arthropoda, Insecta, Hymenoptera, Braconidae. Gene Ontology annotation, biological process: regulation of cell migration; regulation of embryonic development; cell adhesion. The coding region runs from base 165 to 11183 and encodes 3672 amino acids. Gene Ontology annotation, molecular function: signaling receptor binding. The transcript has 16 exons.